UAAAUAUUUCAGAGAGAAUGUCUGUUCUGACAGAGAGGAAGUAUACUUGCAGGGUGAGCUCUACACUAAACCGGGACACUAAGCAGUUUGGGAAGAAGUUUCUCUUUGAUAAUAGAGAAGAGACCUGUUGGAAUUCGGAUCAGGGUAGUCCGCAGUGGAUAUCUCUCGAGUUUCCCGAACUUUCUUCAAUAUCUGGAUUCUCUCUGCAAUUUCAAGGUGGGUUCGCUGGUAAAGAGUGUUAUGUCGAGACAGAAGGUUCUCUAAAGGUUCUAGAUUUCUACCCCGAGGAUAGUAAUAAACUUCAGUACUUCUACCUCAAGGAAAGAGUUCAUGUCAAGAAAAUUAGGAUUGCAUUUAACUCGAGCUCUGAUUUCUACGGAAGAAUUACUAUUUACAAGCUGGAGUUUUAUCCCUAACCUCAGCCUCAGUUUCUCGUGGAAUUCGGACCUAACGUAUAAUACAGCUUUGCUGGUACUGUGAUAGAACAUGACAUUCUCAAAAAAAUAUGAAAUGUUUUAGGCCUUGCAUCUAUUUUUUGUGAAGCUUAGGCCUUAGUCAAGCUUGACCCAUUUCAUCGUAUUAUGUAAAUCUGACUCAAAUUUUGAAUUACUAAUUUGUAUAUUAACUUCGGCUGUGAUUAAAAGUAUUUUUGUAUAUUUAUAUUAUUCCUAAAAUAAAUCUGUUUUCAGA
Eurytemora carolleeae is the source of this 690-nucleotide messenger RNA. RefSeq names its product nuclear receptor 2C2-associated protein. The record is from RefSeq and is a predicted model, not a curated record. Bases 18 to 416 code for a protein of 132 amino acids. The transcript is spliced from 4 exons. NCBI's taxonomy places the organism in Eukaryota, Metazoa, Arthropoda, Copepoda, Calanoida, Temoridae.